AUGUGGAGAGCGACAGGGGACUACCGCGCGCUGAACGGCAAGACCAAGCCAGACCGCUACCCGCUGCCACACAUCCACAGCAUCAGCACCCGUCUCCAUGGGAUGCGUGUGUUCUCCAAGGUGGACCUGCUGAGAGCCUAUCACCAGAUCCCUAUGUCGCCACAGGAUGUGGAGAAGACGGCUGUAACGACACCAUUCGGCGCGUACGAAUACGUGUUCAUGCCGCUGGGCCUGCGGAACAGUGGGGCUACAUUCCAGCGUGUGAUGGACCAGCUGUUCCGCCAGGUCAGCUGCGUCUUCGUCUACCUGGAUGACGUCCUGAUCUUCUCGCCAGACGCAGAGCAGCAUCACAAGGACCUUCAGACCGUCCUCGGCAUCCUCCAUCGACACCGGCUAAGGAUCUCGCUGGACAAGUGCGACUUCUUCAAGCCGCAGGUGGUCUAUCUAGGCCACACCGUCUCCGCCGAGGGGCUCCGGCCGCCAGACGCCAAGAUCGAGGAGAUCGCGGAUCUGCCGACUCCACCGGACUCCACAGCACUCCGCCGAUUCCUCGGGAUGGUCGGGUUCUUCCGCCGGAUGAUCCCACACUUCGCCGAGAUCGUCCACCCGCUGACAGAGCUGAUGAAGCACAACCAGAAGAGCACCAACCUCCCGUGGACCGAGACGGAGCUCGCCGCCUUCACAGACAUCAAGGAGGUGGCAGCCGGUGCAGCUCUGUACCAGAUCGCGGACGGUCAGCCUGUCCCCGUCGGCUUCUUCUCCAAGAAGCUCAGCGACCAGCAGAGGCGAUACUCAACAUACGACCGCGAGCUGCUGGCCGCCUACCUGGCCGUGCUUCACUUCCGUCACCUGUUGGAAGGUCGUGUCGUCGCGCUCUUCACUGACCACCGGCCGCUCACCACCGCGUUCCUCAGCCCGCAGACGGCCAAGUCGGACCGUCAGCAGCGGCACUGGAGCGUGAUCUCCGAGUACGUCUCCUCCGUCCAGUACGUGCGCGGGGCUGACAACGUGGUCGCUGACUGUUGGAGUCGCCCUGUGACCCCCGACGCCCUCAGUCCGCCCGACCAGAGCUCCGAGACCUCGCCACCGACAGGAUCACUCCUGACCACACUGGGCAGCGCGGCUACCGCGCCCGUCGGUGCGGGUGCGCGCCCUGAGUCGCCUCCGGUCACCGUACCGGACGGGCGCGCGCGCGCCCUGUGCCGCCUCCGGUCGCCGCACCGGUCGCCGCGCGCGCGCAGCACCGCCGCCGACACUGGCAUGACCCCGGUGACUGCUGCGCCGCACCCGGCCACCGAGUCGCUGGCGGCUGCCGCGCCACCGAGCACCACGCCUACAGCGUCAGUGAACGCCGCCACCGUGGACGCCGCCGACCUGCACGCCAUCGCCGAGGCUCAGAGGGACGACCAGGAGACAGCUGCCUACUCGGACCGGCUGACACCCUUCCCGUUGUCAGCUGAUCUCACCGUCCUCUGUGAUACCACUCUGACACUUCCCAGGCCGUUUGUCCCAGUCCCCCUCCGCACUCAUGUGUUCGAACAGGUGCACAGCCUCGCUCAUCCUGGUGUCAAGGCCUCCCUUCAGCUGGUCAAGUCGCGCUACUUCUGGCCCGACAUGGACCGCUGUAUCCGCCGCGACAGGUUCGAGACCAUCCACAUAGACAUUGUCGGUCCUCUGCCGCCAUCAAUCCCUCACGGUGAGUCUCACCUCCCGUGUCGGUACCUCCUGACGUGUGUUGACCGUUCCACCCGCUGGCUGGAGGCGGCCCCUAUCGCCGACAUCUCAGCAGCCACCGUCGCAGCCGCCUUCAUGGACGUCUGGGUGGCCCGGUUUGGUGUGCCGCUGCACGUCGUCACCGACAGAGGUACUCAGUUUGAGUCCGCCCUCUUCCGACAACUGGCCGAGAUCCUCGGCUUUCACCGCCUGCGGACAACGGCGUACCACCCCAAGACCAACGGCAUGGUGGAGCGUCAGCAUCGGACGCUGAAGUCAGCCAUCAUCGCCAGCAAGAAACAGUGGUUACAAGCACUACCUGUGGUCCUCCUGGGCAUCCGGGCGGCCAUGAAUGAGACUGGCUAUGCGCCGUUCACUGCCGUCACCGGGGGCAUGCUGUUGCAGCCCCGGAUAAGAGUGGACCGGCAGCCUGCUCCGGACGGCGCCGCCGAGACCGUCGGGGAGCUGGCCCGCCGACUCGCCAGGACAGACUUCCUCUCGCCGUCUGAAGGCAGCCACCAUGGACUGACCCAGCCGCACAUGCCGACCGACCUCUCGACGUGUUCACACGUCUGGCUGCGGGUUGACCGCGUGCGCCGCCCUCUGGAGGCGCCUUAUAUCGGCCCUCUGCGCGUCCUCAGGCGAUGGGAUCGCUGGUACCAGCUGGAGCUGCCGUCGGGGAAGAGUGACACCGUCUCGGUCGAGCGGCUCAAGCCAGCAUACCUACCGCAGUCACCGCCGCCGGCGCUGCACCGCCUGUGCACGCUUCAUCAUCGCCGCCAGCGGAGCCGGACCGUGCUGACGUAG
Molecule: messenger RNA, 2520 nt
Organism: Amphibalanus amphitrite
Lineage: Eukaryota; Metazoa; Arthropoda; Thecostraca; Balanomorpha; Balanidae
Exons: 5
Coding region: 1-2520 (839 amino acids)
Biological process (GO): DNA integration
Molecular function (GO): nucleic acid binding
Source: RefSeq, a predicted model, not a curated record